AUGGCUUCCCAUCAGCUUGCCAUUGCAAAGGCCUCUUUCUCGGCUGGGCUUCUGCGCCCCGAUCCCUCGUCCGUUCCGCGCGAUGAGAUCACCGCCUUCCAUUCUGCACUCGACAGGGCGCUGUCUCAUUGCUCCUCAGCAAACAUUCAGGCCUGCAAAUCAUGGCUUCUCCAUUACGUCACAUCCUCGUCCAAUCGAGUCGGGGUCUGGGCCAAAUACUUAGCCGCCUUGUCCAGCUCGUUCAUGGCGGAAGAGGGAGCAGCGCCUUCUUCCACCAAGUCGGGGGCGCGCCCUGCUGCAUUGGCCAAGAGAAAGCGACUGCAUAUCUUGUACCUGCUAAACGACGUGUUCCAUCACACCAAAUACCAUAUGGAUUCGACCGCCGCAUUUUCCACAGUGAGCGGUUCACUGCAGCCGUACAUGGUGGAACUUCUGAGCUAUGCCGCCUCUUACGACCUCCAGAAGCAUCCAAAACACCAUAGACGGCUGGAUGACCUUCUGGAUAUCUGGGAAGAACACGAGUACUAUGGCAGUGACUACGUUAACAAGCUCCGGGAGGUGGCCAAGAACUCGGCGUCGUCGGGUCCCGUCAAGAAGUCGAUUGAUGUCGAGACGAGCAACACGGGCCUGGCAAGUAAACCCUCGGGGAAGGAGGUUCCAUUUGUAAUGCCAGCGACCCAUGGGGAUCCCUCGACUCCUUUUUAUGACCUCCCCGCUGGCAACAUAAUCCCUCAUAUAAUCCCAAAUUCAACGGUUCCUCUCCGUUCGGAUACCAUAAAGCCGCUGCAGUUUCUGGCCGGUCCAGCUGAUGAGAAGUUGGUGACGGCAGUCAAGGUAUUUCUGAAAGACGUUGACCGCGCUUUUGAAUCGGGCCAACUCGAACCGGGAGAGGGUGAAACGAUUGAUAUUGACGAGCUGGGAGAAGUGGUCAUUAGAGAUAGUGAUACCGGCGACGUGCUCGACGGCGAAACCUAUUAUGGAUGGUCUCGCGCAUUCUGCCAACGCAUGAAAAAGAGAAAUACAACCUCCAGAUCCCGAAGCCGGAGCCUGACACCGCGCAAAAGGAGACGGUAUAGCGGUAGCGCUUCAAGUGAGGACAGCCGAUGGAGUCGGUCCCGAUCACGAAGUCAGACUCCACGCAAAGGACUAGGACGAAACUACGACUCUCGAUCCCGAUCCCGAUCUCGAUCCCGGUCCAGGCCAUAUUCUCCACGGAGGGCUUCCCCUCCGCGAUCUGUCGCUCCAGGCCAUCCGGUCCAUCCGUAUGGCCAUCCAGCCCUACCGGGACAUGCACCCCCCCCUCCCCCCCAGCCGCACCCCAUGCAUUUUGCACCUGGAGGCGGUCCUCAGGCUGGACCUGCUUUUCCUCCCGGGAUGCCACCGCCUGGGGUUCAUCCACCUCCGCCACCACCGAAUUACCAGGGCCCUUGGCCACCCCCUCCGCCACCGAUGCCAAAUUACGGGCCUGGGCCGGGGAUGAACACGUCGCAUUUCCCUCCUCCGUAUGUGGUGCAAGCUGGACAGUUCCCGUCGAUGCACCGGGGGCCGGGGACGGGAACGGGAACGGGCCAGCAAAUGCCUCCGGGAUCGUAUCACUUCCCCCCACCCCAUUCAGGGGGACAACACUACGGGUACCCACCGGGACGAUGGCGAUAG
Aspergillus tanneri is the source of this 1656-nucleotide messenger RNA. Its product is annotated as RNA polymerase II-binding domain-containing protein. Lineage: Eukaryota; Fungi; Ascomycota; Eurotiomycetes; Eurotiales; Aspergillaceae. The transcript has 2 exons. The record is from RefSeq and is a predicted model, not a curated record. Gene Ontology annotation, biological process: intracellular calcium ion homeostasis. The coding region runs from base 1 to 1656 and encodes 551 amino acids. Gene Ontology annotation, cellular component: perinuclear region of cytoplasm.